ACUCACAGAUAUCUAUGCAAUGUAUAAGACGUCGACGAGUCGACACAUGUGGAUUCGUUUCUCAUGCAUGCUCAACUGUACUACUGAAAUUCUACGUCAUAUUUAAUGCACAUCAAGUCACGAGAACAGUGAUAGUUGACGUCUAUAUUUCCUCCAACUCUGACCGUAGUUGAACUCCGGGCAUAUUACAGCCGAAACUGCAGUUCUUUUGGACUUAGCCCACGUAUUUUCUUUAGAGUUUCGUCAUCAACAACACUCAACAGUCAGGCAACAUGCCGAUGAAUAAAGGCCGCGCGUAUGGCUAUUCAGCUGAGUUGGAGAGAAAGGCCAGGGCUACCUUUGCGGAGAACCUGGACAAGGAGUUGGAAUGCAGAGCAUGGAUAGAAGCCAUCGUGGGCGACGAACUGGAACCGGUGGAAAGCGGCUGGGAUAACUUCUCUGCUGCCCUGAAGAAUGGCAUCGUUCUGUGCAAGUUGAUGAACAUACUGCAGCCACGGAGCAUCAAGAAGAUCAACGAAACUAACACCAUGGCGUUCAAAAUGAUGGAGAACAUUGGUAAUUUCUUGACAGCAUGUGAGACGUAUGGCGUACCCACCCGAGAUCUCUUUCAAACUGUUGACUUGUUCGAGGGACGUAAUAUGAACAGUGUGCUGACAGGGUUAGAAGCUAUUGGACGAAGGGCUCAGGUCCAGGGUUUUCAGGGGCCGAGCUUCGGCGCCAAGCCGUCGACGGAAAACAAACGGGAGUUCUCCGAGGAGACGCUUAAAGCCGGCCAGAGUGUCAUUGGUUUACAGAUGGGUACCAACCAGGGCGCCAACCAAUCAGGAAUGUCCUACGGCACCAGGAGACAGGUCUAUGAUCCCAGUGUCGCAAAGUGAAGGCGAGGUUACGGUUUGAAUUUUAAUUUUUUUUUAUACUGAAAGUGUACUGCUUGUCUGUUGUUUUUAGAUCUGUGUGGCUUGGACUGGAAUGCAGGGUUGUUGUCACAAGUCAGUCAUGAGUUGAUUACAAGCCAAUCACAAAGUGAUCAUAAGUCAAUCACAAGUCGAUCACAAAUUGAUCAGAAGUCAGUCACAAGUUGAUCAAGGUUGAUCUCAAGUCGGGUUACAAUAUAAAGUCAAUCUUAUGUCAUAGCACAAGUCAAUCGCAAAUCAAUCACAAGACGAUCACAAGUCAAUCACAUGUUGAUCACAAGUUGAUUGCUAGUCGGGUUACAAUAAGUCAGUCUUAUAUCAUAUCACAAUUCACUCUCAAAUCAGUCACAAGGCGAAUGAUAGUUUCAAGUUUCAAGGGAUGAACAAGGACAAAGGACAUGUGAAAAGCUUGUCACUGGACAUGAGUUUAGAUGACGUGAUUGACAUACGAUUGACAAGUGAAUGACAUGUGAUUGACAUGUGAAUGGCAUGUGAUUGACUUGUG
Molecule: messenger RNA, 1419 nt
Organism: Patiria miniata (bat star)
Lineage: Eukaryota; Metazoa; Echinodermata; Asteroidea; Valvatida; Asterinidae
Product: myophilin-like
Exons: 6
Coding region: 273-878 (201 amino acids)
Molecular function (GO): protein binding
Source: RefSeq, a predicted model, not a curated record